Messenger RNA from Anarrhichthys ocellatus (wolf-eel), 4232 nucleotides. It is a transcript of the gene ift54, whose product is annotated as TNF receptor-associated factor 3 interacting protein 1. Lineage: Eukaryota; Metazoa; Chordata; Actinopteri; Perciformes; Anarhichadidae. Bases 178 to 2049 code for a protein of 623 amino acids. Gene Ontology annotation, biological process: cilium assembly; regulation of microtubule cytoskeleton organization; intraciliary transport. The record is from RefSeq and is a predicted model, not a curated record. Gene Ontology annotation, cellular component: ciliary basal body; axoneme; intraciliary transport particle B. The transcript has 16 exons. Gene Ontology annotation, molecular function: microtubule binding.
UGCUUAGCAACCGUAACUCUCGGCGCAGGCGCAGUCUUCAUCAAUGAUGCACUGUGGGAUUGCUGAAUAUUGGCAUAGCAACCAGGCGACAGAGCCAGCAGUUUGUUUUUACACUCCAUGAUAGUUUUGCUGUCUAUUCUGCGUUAAAGCCUCUUAGCUUCACUGUGGACUGCUGCUAUGAACGGGGCCGUGGUGAAGAAGACUCAGGACACGCUCGGCAAAGUGAUAAAGAAACCGCCUCUGACGGACAAACUGCUCACCAAGCCACCGUUUAGAUACCUCCACGACAUCUUAAGCGAGGUCAUCAAGACGACUGGUUUUAUGAAAGGUCUGUAUGGAGAAAAUGAAAUGAAGUCAGAUAAUGUUAAGGAGAAGGACUCCAAGAUCGUGUUCCUCCAGAAAGCGAUAGAUGUCGUGAUGCUGGUGAGUGGCGAGCCCCUGGUGGCAAAGCCAGCGCGCAUUGUGGCCGGACAUGAGCCUGAGAGAACCAAUGAGCUGCUGCAGGCCAUGGCCAAGUGCUGCAUCAACAAGAUGUCCAGUGACGAUGCAGUGAAGCGAGUGCUUGCAGGAGAAAAGGUGGACAUAAAGACCAAGGCCAGCACCUCCAGGUCCCAGGACAAGGAAAACAGGGAGGGACGUGAACGUCCUCUUGAUAGAGAGGAGAAGAAAACCAUUACAGAGCGCAGCGGGAGCCGGGACCAGAAGGACCCAGAGCAGCCCAAAGAGCAGGAGAGCCGACGCAGAGACGGUGAGAAGGAGCAACACCGUGACAGGGAGCGCUCUGAAAAGCACCAGCGCAGUGAACAGGACCAACACGCCAAAGACCGAGACCAAGACAAGAGCCGGGACCAGGAGCGAGACAAGGACAAAGACAAAGGACGAGCCAGAGAGAAGGAAAAAGACAAGGAGAGAGACAAAGGCCAGGAUAAGACGAGAGAUUCUCACAGAGACCGGGAAAGAGACAAGGAAAAGCGGAGAGACAGAGACAAAGAGAGAGAGCGACACAAAGAGCGGGAAGACAGAAACAAAAGUGGAGAGAGUGGCAAUAGCAAGGCCAGAGUGUCAGAGGAACCACAGCAGAAAGCCAGCCCUGAGCCCAGCAAAACAGCCAAACCUGUGCCAGCGCCUGCCGAAGCAGUUGAGAACCAGUCUGACAGUCCAGCUAGAAUACCUCGGCCUGCAUCUGCCAAAGGGCAGAGGCGGAGACCCAAAAUUGGAGGUCAAGAUGAAUCUGACAGCGAGGGAGACGGAGAUGCUCUGUUAGCCCAGAGACCUGCUCCCCAGGAAAAUGGAGACACUGCAGGCUCCUCAGUGCCGUCCGACAUGGCCUCCAGGCGAAUACCACGGCCCGGCAGUGCUCGUCCAGCACCCCCUCGAGUCAAGAAACAGGAAAGUUACUCCGAAGUGACCCCGGCUGAGAGGCUGUCCAGUGCCAAGCCCUCAGCACCAGUCAUCAUGGAUGGGAAGAUGCUGUCUGAGGAUGAGGAGGAUGAAGACAAGCAGUUUCUCGUGGAGGAGGCGGUCCCUCCGCCCUCAGAUGCUCCUGAGGUGGAGGUGGGGCAAGAGCUCGACAGUGAAGACAAACAUGGUGGCCUCGUGAAAAAGAUCCUCGAGACCAAGAAAGACUAUGAACUGUCCCCGUCCUCCCCCAAGUCUAAAGAGCAGAACGUGGUGUCUGAAGCGGCAAGGAAGAAAGAGCGGGACAUGGUGACGCGGGAGAUAGAGCGGCUCCGCUCAUCCAUCCAGACGGUGUGCCGCAGCGCCCUGCCCCUGGGUAAGAUCAUGGACUACAUACAGGAGGACAUGGACGCCAUGCAGGCUGAGCUGAACACCUGGCGGCGGGAGAACAAGGAGCACGCACAGGCCUUGCUACAGGAGCAGAGAGAGACAGACAGGGCGGUGGAGCCUCUGAAGUCGGAGCUCGUUGAGCUGGAGCAGCUCAUCAAGGACCAGCAGGACAAGAUUUGUGCUGUGAGGUCCAACAUACUGAGGAAUGAGGAGAAGAUCCAGAAGAUGGUGAUGGGAAUCAACUUCUCCUCCAGGCCAUAAAGUUAGGAACAAGGUCUACAAAGAAAACCUGUACUAAAUAAAUGCACUGAGGAUUUAGGGAUGAACAGUGUCUCAUUCAGAAUAAUGGUAAGACCAUUUAGUUUUUUUCUUGGAGGUGAUGUGGGAUGGGACCAAACAUUGCACUUUGAGGGGUUUUGUCAGAAAGGAGAUGGACCCAAACAUAUCAGUCAGGUGUUGGUAAAUAAAAGCUCCGUAUGAUGGCUUGGCGGUCUGACUCUACUCUAACAUCUGCUGUCACUGAUGGAUGCUUGAAUUAAUUGAUAAUAAAAAUAUCUUCCUGCUCUGCACACUAACCGUAGCCAUCGUUUACCCCUUUUCUGUAAUGGUGCCUUUGUGGAAUGAGUCAGUGAACAGUUAGACUUAAUAGUUGCAUUUAAUGCUGGGUGAUUUCAUCAAUAGCCCUAUAUAUUCCAAAAUACACAAUAAUAAAACAUAAAAAUGAUUUGUUCUACACUCAGCAAUCCCUGGACCUAAUUUUAAAACCUAUACACUUGUUUAUUUUUGUAUUUUUAUUAACCUAGCAAAACAAAACUGUGGCACAUUGUGGUUGCUUUGGUUUCAUUGCCUCACCUCUCAUUUUUCCUGGCUGUGGGGAACUUAGGAAGCAGUCUUUUGAUCUAGUUCAUGCUGUUUCUAAGAUGAAUAUUACAUCUGCUAUAGUGCUAUUGAACUAGCUAUACAUGAGUAAUGAAGUAUUCCUGUGUUCAAAUACAUUUCCUGGGGCUUGCAUGGAGAAAUGUAGGACUUAUGUGGGAGUCCUGAUGGUUUAGCUGAUUGAAAUGUAUGUGACAUGAUGUGGUGUCCUGGGACCUUUUACAUGUCAUACUGAGCUUUACUUUUGCUUCCAAACAUUUUUCUAUAAGCUUCCUUCUUCUUCAAGCUACUCUUACUAAAAAAAAGAAAAGAAAAGAUUUAUUCUGUUUUUCAGCAACCUUUGCCUGCUUACAACAACCAUAUCCCAUCUUGUAAAAAGCAAUACUCAGACGGCCGCCAUUGUGGAGAUCCCUGCACUUUAUUUCUACUUUAGGAUUUGCCAAAUUGUUUCUUUCUUGGGAUGAAGACAAUGUUUGGUCAGAUGGCAACUUUUUGUGUAAACUUUCAUUCCUAUUCUUUAUAAAUACGGGAAAAAAUAAUUAUACCAUAAUGUUACUCGCUCCUGUUGUGACUUUAAGAAAUAUGCUUUACAGAUGUAGCAAAUAUGACAAUCUGAAGCAAUACUCGGCUGAUAAUUGCAGUUGGAAACUGUCCCAGUGUUCCUUAAAGUUCCAAUAAUGUGUGAAUGAAAUUCAAAUAACAAAACAAGAUUCAACUAGUCAGCCGUGAUUCCUUGCAUAGUGGCCUGUCUCACUCUGAAAAUGCAGUUAACAUAUUUAGUACCGACGUAACUUCACAUUGCUGUUAUUACUUGCACAAGUGCGUUUGCUACCUCUAGUUCUACUUCAGGUAUUGACUCCCAGUGUUUACACAAAAUAUAAAAAAAACAUUUGGUUGGAUUGAUGAAUCCAUUAUUUUAAUAUUUUUUUUAUUUUUAUUCACAAAGCUUUUUUUUCCAGAUGUUAAUGUGACAACCAUACAUACAGUAGCUAGGACUUCAAAACAUCUGCCCAAACACAGGUUUCCACUUCCACUUUCUCGUCAGAUCAACGUGUGUGAGGAUAGGUGGCACAACACCUCAAUACAGCUGGAAGCUGUUACUCUGGCAGAACAGACAGCAAGUACCAGAGGUUGCCAGUGGGAAGAAAUGUUCAUGGGCAUCAACAGCUACAGGAAACAAAGCAAAGUUACUCUGAUUAAUCUUUCAAAAGCUGCAUUUCUUCUGUGGUACUUUUAAUUCUAUUCAUUUGACUGAUCUUUUUGAGAGCCAGUCACUAUGAGGAUUCCAAAGUUAAAACUCUCAUUUAGUCUGAUUUUACAUCUUUUUCACCUCAUUAUUAUGUUUAGUCCAUCAAUUAUAAUCAAAGUAACUUAUUGAAAACUACAUACAAAACUUGUGGAAAGGUGAGACCCUGCGUGUUUAUAUGUCUUAUAUGUAACAAUGUAAAGUACUUGUAUCAUAAUCUCUGUUUCUCUUUCAACUGUACAUUAUGUAUAUGUGGAGAUUGUAUCAUAGUUCAGAUAAUUAUAUAAUUUUGUAGUGGAGUGAAAUAAACGGUUACAUUGCA